Messenger RNA from Batrachochytrium dendrobatidis JAM81, 1335 nucleotides. RefSeq lists its product as uncharacterized. Gene Ontology annotation, biological process: mRNA splicing, via spliceosome. Gene Ontology annotation, molecular function: RNA binding. Gene Ontology annotation, cellular component: RES complex; U2-type spliceosomal complex. The record is from RefSeq and is a predicted model, not a curated record. NCBI's taxonomy places the organism in Eukaryota, Fungi, Chytridiomycota, Chytridiomycetes, Rhizophydiales. The transcript is spliced from 2 exons. The coding region runs from base 1 to 1335 and encodes 444 amino acids.
AUGCAUAUUUGUAUUGAAACAUACUAUCGCUCCAUCAUCUCGUUGGAAAGUAUUCACUUGAAAAUCAUUGUAAAAAAGCAAGCAUAUUCUGCAGAGGGUACGAAAAGCAUGAGUGACUCUCUCAAAGCAUAUCUGGAAAAGCACUAUAUGGAUGCUCCUUCCUCUUCCAAACUCCAAGCUAUUAAUAAACCAGGUUAUACCAAUAUCAAAAAAAAGUCCAAAAAAUCUUCCAAGCUACUUGCAGGCCAACCACUGCAUUCUUCUACGGUUGUUAUUGAUGAAGAUCCGGAAUGGGAAACUCCAGUAUCUAAAACACAAGCCCGUAAAAAGUCUCGAUAUUCUAGUACGUUUGACAAUGCAUCUGGAUUUGAAAAUGAUGAUGAGCCCAUGGUAGCGGAAGUCAAUGACCUUAGUGCUCGUUUCAAGACUCCUGAAUCCAGUGGAUGGGUGACUGUUCAAGAAGUCAAAGUGGAUCCAGAUCUCUUACAAAAACACACAUCUUCACCGCAAUCUCGUCGUAGCGGUAGAUCAACAGAUUCUAAAGACAGAGUAUCCAAUAGUCAGAAACAGCGACGACCAUCUCCACCACCCUCUUCUGGAUCAGACAACGAAGAUAAAGCCAUUACACGUCGUAGUCGUCGUGCUUCUCCGUCGUCAUCACCUCCAGCUUCAAGGUCUCGACCAGAUUCAAAGACAGAUGCUACAAAAACCAUGUCAGAUGGGACACGCGCUGGACUACAAACAGGAGAUGCUAUUCGACAGCACUACGAGCAGGAGGACAGGAAACGACAAGCUUAUUUGUCUGAGCUUUCUGAAAAAGAUCUAGGCCGUACUGCAGCCACUAUAUACAGAGACAAGUUGGGUAAAAAGGUAGAUCCUGCAGCACAGAAAGCAAAAAUGCUUGCCGAACGACGUCGCAAGGAGGCUGAAGAGGAAGCACGCAUGCAAUGGGGAAAGGGUCUUGUUCAGCAAGAGGAGCAAGCCGAGCUAGCCAAACGCAUGCUUGAAGAACAAAAUGCACCUUUAGCUGUUUAUGUGGAUGACAAACAGUUGAAUGAUCAGCAAAUGGCUAGAGAUAGGUGGGGAGAUCCUAUGGCAUCUAUGGUUCGUAAGGAUGCUGAUGGUACAUUUGAUAAAUCUGGGAAACUAAAGCGACGACGAAAAAAGGUAUACAAAGGUCCGACUCCAGCACCCAAUCGAUAUGGAAUUGCACCAGGAUACCGCUGGGAUGGAGUGGAUCGAUCUAAUGGUUUCGAGGUAAAAUAUUUUCAACAAAAGCACUCUCGCUCUAUUAUAGGCGAAGCUGCUUACAAAUGGUCGACCGAAGAUAUGUGA